This is a messenger RNA of Hevea brasiliensis (rubber tree), 1879 nucleotides long. Its product is annotated as protein HOTHEAD. The coding region runs from base 44 to 1798 and encodes 584 amino acids. Gene Ontology annotation, molecular function: oxidoreductase activity, acting on CH-OH group of donors; flavin adenine dinucleotide binding. The transcript is spliced from 5 exons. NCBI's taxonomy places the organism in Eukaryota, Viridiplantae, Streptophyta, Magnoliopsida, Malpighiales, Euphorbiaceae. The record is from RefSeq and is a predicted model, not a curated record.
CGGUUUGUAAUAGAUAUACGAUUUGCAUUAAGGUCUUGGAGGCAUGGGUUUGCAUUCUUGGAAAUUUAUUGGUAUCCUUCUUUCAGAGAUUUUCUUGUUUCAUGGAUUCUGUUACCCUCAUCCACAGAAAGCUUCACAAUUACAUUACACAUUUGUUCGCGAUGCAACUUCAGCACCAGUAGUCCUGUACUAUGACUACAUUAUCAUCGGUGGAGGAACUUCAGGGUGUCCGUUAGCUGCAACUCUAUCUAAGAAUGCAACUGUUCUAGUACUUGAAAGAGGAGGCUCCCCCUAUGGCAAUUCUAACAUAAGCAACAUUGGAAACUUCGUUGCCUCUCUUUCUGAUACGUCUCCCAAUUCCCCUUCCCAAGUCUUCAUCUCCGAGGAUGGAGUAUACAACACUCGUGCACGUGUUCUUGGGGGCGGAAGCUCACUGAACGCCGGAUUUUACACUCACGCUGGUUCUGAUUUUGUGAAGGAAGCUAGAUUGAGUGAAAAGUUGGCCAAUGCGUCUUAUAAAUGGGUUGAGAAGAAGAUUGCAUUCGAGCCAACAAUGUUGCAAUGGCAAUCAGCAGUGAGGGAUGGGUUGAUACAAGCAGGGGUGUCUCCUUACAAUGGGUUUACCUAUGAUCAUUUUUCUGGAACUAAAAUUGGAGGCACAAUCUUUGAUAGGGAUGGUCACAGGCACACUGCUGCCGAUCUGCUGGAGUACGCUGUGCCAAGAAAUAUUCUUGUUUAUUUACAUGCUACUGCACUCAAGAUCUUGUUUACAGGAAGAGGGAGACCAUGGCCAAGACCAAGAGCUUAUGGGGUGACAUUUGAAGAUAAGUUGGGCAUAAGGCACACGGCGCUCUUGACUAGGAACUGGUGGAGUGAGAUUAUCUUGUCAGCUGGUGCAAUAGGAAGCCCACAACUACUAAUGCUCAGCGGCAUUGGACCUGCUUAUCAUCUUCGAGCCCAUGGAAUUCCUGUCGUGUUCGACCAGCCCAUGGUGGGUCAAGGGAUGGCUGAUAACCCAAUGAAUCUUCUGUUUGUUCCUUCCCCUAUUCCCGUUGAGAUCUCACUGAUUCAAGUUGUGGGGAUCACUCAAUUUGGUAGCUUCAUCGAGACAGCAAGUGGUUUGACCUUCGGUUACUCUUGGGCUCAAGGAUUUAUUAGGGACUAUGAACUGUCCUUAAACAAGACAGGCCAGCAGUCCAUAUUGACCCCAGAAGCCAUGGCAAGGGCUGUUGAAACCGUGAAUUCCCUUGUGAAUGCAACACUAAAGGGUGGAGUUAUUCUAGAGAAGGUCAUGGGUCCACGCUCCACAGGCGAUCUGAAGCUCAAGACCACAAAUCCAUACGAUAACCCAACAGUGAAAUUCAACUACUUCAAAGAUCCAUUGGACUUGAAGAAGUGUGUCAAAGGAAUGAAAACCAUUAUCGACGUAAUAAACUCAAAAGCAUUUUCAAAAUUUCGUUACAGACACAUACCGGUGCAAACUCUGAUCAGCUUGAUGGCAAAUCUGCCAGUGAACUUGAGACCAAGACAUGUUACUACAGCAAUUUCCUUGGAACAAUUUUGCAUAGACACCGUCAUGACCAUAUGGCAUUAUCACGGAGGUUGCCAAAUUGGCAAGGUUAUUGAUCGUAAAUAUAGGGUUCGGGGUGUUAAUGGACUAAGGGUUAUUGAUGGCUCUACUUUUCUUCGCUCACCUGGGACUAAUCCUCAAGCUACUGUUAUGAUGCUUGGAAGAUACAUGGGGAGGAGGAUGACGCGCGAGAGAAUUUCUAACAGGAGGACAACGAUAAAUUAUUGACAGUCAAAGUGAUGUACUCUGGAUGUUACGUUGUAUAGUAUCAAAAUACAAGUGAAUUUCAUCGCUUCAACUGUUGGGUUA